GACUGUCGCGGUUGUGGCGCUUUGUCUCGCUCUGCUUGGCUCUGUUCCUCUCUGGAGAUCCGCCGCUUCCAAAAUUCGAACGGGCUACUUUUCCACAAUGUCUACGUUACCAAAGACGAGAGAAGAAUGGCAAGGCGCUCUCAACUCAUUACCUGAUACGGCUAAGAACGGGGGGGAAAUACCCGCCUUCUUCUUCGCCCAUGGCAGCCCGGUCCUCGCCUGGGAACGGAAAUGGGGAAUAUCGCCCCAAAUGAUGGACAUGUGGAAGGUCUCCGGCCAUGAGUCACCCCACGCACUGUUUUUACAAGACUUUGGCCGUGUUCUUCUACAACAAUAUAAGCCGAGAGCCAUUUUAGUUUUCAGUGCCCACUGGGAAACAAGCGGGACUCGUCUCGUAACAGACUAUGGUAACCAGAAUCCACUCUUGUUUGAUUACUUCGGAUUCCCAAGCGAGCUCUACCAAUUGAAAUUCAAAUCACAUGGUGACUCCCAAGUGACGGAUCAAAUUGUGAGUGCUCUCAAGAAAGCCGGCUACAACGCUCGUGCAAGCCCUGUAACCGAAUCGCGAGGGGAUGAUGGUCGAGGAUUCGAAGGCCCCGGACUUGAUCACGGAGUGUUCCUACCUUUCAGGCACAUGUUUGGCGAAGAGACGGAUGUGCCGAUUGUGCAAGCGAGCAUCGACUCCAACCUGUCUUCUGAGAGUGAGUGGAGGCUUGGUGAGGCUGUUGAAGCACUUCGCUCGGAUGGGAUCCUCAUCCUUUCGGGCGGCCUGACCAUCCACAACCUCCGCGAUUUCUCUAGCUUCGUUGAAUCGUCGGCUGCUCCUCCAUAUCAUGCGUGGGACAAGGCAGUGGACGACGCCAUCGCCUUCCAGUCGCCGAGAGAGCGGAAGAAAGCAUUGAUAGAUCUUGCGGCUCAUCCAGUUUAUCGAUUGGCUCAUCCACGCGCUGAGCAUUUUGUGCCUCUGUAUAUCGCGGCAGGCGCCGGGGAAAACGGCAAGUCAAAAGUUCUGCUGGCUUUGUUUGGCCUCAAGGCCGUAGCAUUUGGAUUAGAAUGAUGGAAAGUUUCAUUCUAUUGCUUCUUUUAAAGCGACAUGUGUGGUAGACGAGCCUAACAGCCGUUCUCGAAUAUACCUCGCUUGAUACGCC
Dacryopinax primogenitus is the source of this 1148-nucleotide messenger RNA. RefSeq names its product Extradiol aromatic ring-opening dioxygenase. NCBI's taxonomy places the organism in Eukaryota, Fungi, Basidiomycota, Dacrymycetes, Dacrymycetales, Dacrymycetaceae. The record is from RefSeq and is a predicted model, not a curated record. The coding region runs from base 98 to 1057 and encodes 319 amino acids. Gene Ontology annotation, molecular function: zinc ion binding; ferrous iron binding; oxidoreductase activity, acting on single donors with incorporation of molecular oxygen. The transcript is spliced from 7 exons.